GACUUUGACAGAAGGAUCAAUGACCUGAAGCUGAAAUUUAGGACAUAUAUGGUCGAAUGUUGUGUUGACUGGGUAACUUUUUUUUACGUUCAUUUAAACAUUGCGCAGCUCUUGAAAUUUCUGUCAUGCGAAAUUCUCAUAUAUUUAUUGGAUUUUUUGCAAGCGUCUGUUAUGCUCCCCAUGAUAUUUGCUCAUGAUUUUGGGGACCAACUCGGGCAAUAUGCGACUAUGGUAGAUUCUAAAAACAAUAUCUUUGAAAUAUUGGUUGAGAGGAACAACCAAGGAAUCUACCUCACAAGGGGAUGGGGUGCGCUUUCUGAUUUUCACAAUUUCAAAUUGGGUUCAUGGAUAACGAUUGUCUUUGUUGGUGAUGGAAGGUUCAACAUAAGAGUACAAAACAGGUUUGGCAAAAAGAUCCGUUGUCCCGAGUUUUCACCUCCAAUGCAGUUUUUGGUUGAUAGGAAUGCUAUCCCUAUUACUCUGUUCAAUGUUGUGCCAGCUCCGUUUGCCCAUGAUGAGCUUAACUUCCAACACACAUACGAUAAGAGGCUUGAUUCUGAUGAGAUGAACGACGGAUUCUUGAAUCUUGCUUAUGUUGGAUUUUCUCAGAUGUGUUUGGAUACAAGUUCUGCUGCUCUGAAGUUGUUUGAUGAGCAUGGGAAUAAGUGGACAUGCACUCUCCAGUUUGUGCCGGGCAAUGAUGCUCACUUUAAGAUUGGUGGUGGUUGGAACACAAUGCUCAAGGCUAGAAGACUUAAAUCUGGUGCAAGGGUUGUUUUAGGAGCCCCUGGAGUUGGUUCAAAUGAGACAAUCUAUUUUAUUGUAAUUCGUCGCUGAGUUGUUUUGUGAUUUGAUGACCGAAGUCUGUUAGCA
Medicago truncatula (barrel medic) is the source of this 873-nucleotide messenger RNA. RefSeq lists its product as uncharacterized. The record is from RefSeq and is a predicted model, not a curated record. NCBI's taxonomy places the organism in Eukaryota, Viridiplantae, Streptophyta, Magnoliopsida, Fabales, Fabaceae. The transcript is spliced from 2 exons. Bases 49 to 837 code for a protein of 262 amino acids.